AGGGGGGGCCGCGCCGCGCGAGCCGUUGGGCCUGGCUCUGAGAAGGCGUAGCCGUCGCCGCCAGUGCCGUCGUCGCCGCGGCCAGGAAACACUAGGAGCCGAAGCGAGCGCAGCGUGGCGAUGGGCGGGGGAAGAGCCCCGCCGGAGAGGCUGGGCGGCCGCCGGUGACAGAGCAGCAGUUAAGAGUUCAGGCACUGCCUGACAGUGGGCAUGGAUGUGAAGAGGCGCUGCACCAGCCCUGACCACAGAAGCUUCCUCAUCCCCGGCCGUGAGGCUGCUUGUGCUUCCCUGAUAGCAGCCCAGCCACCUGUCCUGUUUAUGAUCCUACCAGUUGAGCGAUAACAGUUGGCCUCUUGACUGCACUGUGUCCACGGCACCUCCUGCAUGUCCUGCUGCCUUGAACUGUCCCAAGUAAGGUGACAGCGUGUCACGCUGCCACCAUGAAUGAGGUGUCUGUCAUCAAAGAAGGCUGGCUCCACAAGCGCGGAGAAUACAUCAAGACCUGGAGGCCCCGGUACUUCCUUCUGAAGAGUGACGGCUCUUUCAUUGGGUAUAAGGAGAGGCCCGAGGCCCCUGACCAGACCUUACCCCCCCUAAACAACUUCUCUGUAGCAGAAUGCCAGCUGAUGAAGACAGAGAGGCCACGGCCCAACACAUUUGUCAUACGCUGCCUACAGUGGACCACGGUCAUUGAGAGGACCUUCCAUGUAGAUUCUCCAGAUGAGAGGGAGGAGUGGAUGCGGGCUAUUCAGAUGGUCGCCAACAGCUUGAAGCAGCGAGGCCCAGGUGAGGAUCCCAUGGACUACAAGUGUGGCUCCCCCAGUGACUCUUCUGCAUCUGAGGAGAUGGAGGUAGCUGUCAGCAAGGCACGGGCCAAAGUGACCAUGAACGACUUUGAUUAUCUCAAGCUCCUCGGCAAGGGCACCUUUGGCAAAGUCAUCCUAGUGCGGGAGAAGGCCACUGGUCGCUAUUAUGCCAUGAAGAUCUUGCGGAAGGAGGUCAUCAUUGCCAAGGAUGAAGUUGCCCACACAGUCACUGAGAGCCGGGUUCUGCAGAACACCAGGCACCCCUUCCUCACUGCCCUGAAGUAUGCCUUCCAGACCCACGACCGCCUGUGCUUUGUGAUGGAGUAUGCCAAUGGGGGUGAGUUGUUCUUCCACCUCUCUCGGGAGCGAGUCUUCACGGAGGAGCGAGCACGCUUUUAUGGUGCAGAGAUAGUUUCGGCUCUUGAGUAUUUGCACUCAAGAGAUGUGGUGUACCGGGACAUCAAGCUGGAGAACCUUAUGCUGGACAAAGAUGGCCACAUCAAGAUCACUGACUUCGGCCUGUGCAAAGAGGGCAUCAGUGACGGGGCCACCAUGAAAACCUUCUGUGGGACGCCGGAGUACCUGGCGCCCGAGGUGCUGGAGGACAACGACUACGGGCGUGCGGUGGACUGGUGGGGGCUGGGUGUGGUGAUGUACGAGAUGAUGUGCGGCCGCCUGCCCUUCUACAACCAGGAUCACGAGCGCCUCUUCGAGCUCAUCCUCAUGGAGGAGAUACGCUUCCCUCGCACACUUGGGCCUGAGGCCAAGUCCUUGCUGGCUGGGCUGCUGAAGAAGGACCCGAAGCAGAGGCUCGGCGGGGGCCCCAGUGAUGCCAAGGAGGUCAUGGAGCACAGGUUCUUCCUCAGCAUCAACUGGCAGGACGUGGUACAGAAGAAGCUCUUGCCACCCUUCAAACCUCAGGUCACUUCCGAGGUGGACACAAGGUACUUCGAUGAUGAGUUCACCGCCCAGUCUAUCACAAUCACACCCCCAGAUCGCUAUGACAGCCUGGGCUCGCUGGAUCUGGACCACCGGACGCACUUCCCCCAGUUCUCCUACUCGGCCAGCAUCCGCGAGUGAGCUUCCCUCUGCCACCACUGGACACGCGCAUGGCUGCCAUCCGUUGCCUGGGUGGCUUUUUAAAGAAAACUUUAUUUUGCCUUUUUGGUUUGUGUUUCCCACCCUUUCCCUCUCCCCCUAUAUCCAGUUCCUCCUUCAGUCCUUGCCCAGACUUAGUCCUGGCAGCCCUCAUCUCCAGCCUCCCCUCCCCUCUAUGCCCAUACUAAUGCUGGGGCCCUGCCCAAAGAUGGGCUAUUGGGAGGAUGGAGACUGAGGCUUUUAAUCACCACCAGCCUCCAUAAGAGUGAACUGGGGAACUGUGGGGUCAUCUGGAUUUGUGGGCAAGAUGCCGCACAGGCGGUGGAGGCCAUGGCUGGAUGGAGGCCGCCCGGCACCCAGGCUGCUUUCCAUGUCAUCACCUUGGCUCAAGGAGCCUAGCAGGAGGUAGUCUGUCUGCUACCACCCUAGUAGGGGCAGAAAAGCAAUAAUAACCAGGGACAGACAGAAGCCUUUGGAGGCAACGGGAUCUGGGCUCUGCUCCAUAGAAAAUGAAACCGGGUCCUCAGGUCUGCAUGAGAGGGAGCCAGAAUAGACCUCCCUUUUCCUCUCAUGCUGCUUUCCUGACUCUGGAUGAAGCAGGAGGAACAUUUGGGGGCCAGCCCUCCUGGCCCCAGCCCCGUGCCUUACCAGGGUUUCCUUCCAAACAGCCUUGUUUCCUGCUAGGCCCUGCCCCCAGCCCCUUUGGAUGACUCCCUUCUCUGCCUGGGGCUGAGGGGCAUUGGCCUCUGCUGUUACACAUCUCACACCAAGACAGUAUUGGGCCCCAUGGACUCUGGGGUCUGGGAGGGGAAAGGGAAUGGGGAGAGGUAUCUCUGGUACACAUUGGAGUGGGGGGUCUCCCAUCUCCAGGGCCCCUGUUCUGGAGCCUUAAAGUGAAUGUGAGCAACAGUCCUUGUCAGUGCUGUGGGUAGCGGUGUGCACCUUGCUCUGGCAGUGGGCAUCCCAGGCUCCAGGGGUGCAGGUACCUAUGUGUGCAAUGGGUGUGGUGUGAAUGGGCUCAGGCCCCAUCCCCAGCCUGAGCGUUUGAUCCCAUGGGGGGCACAGGUGUAGGGGAUCCACCUGCUGCUCUGCCCAUGUCUCCCCUUCCCCCCCAACAUCUCUGGGUGUUUGGAAUUUAAUUUUUAUGGUUUUGAUCUCCACCCCACCUCCUGGACUAGGCAAUUCACAGAAAGGCUUUGGGGGUAGGGGUGGGGUGGGGAUGGUUGGGGGGGGCAUCUUCUUUUUCCUUUUUAUGUGUGUAUGUUUAUCUGACAGUUCUCUCCCAACUCCACUGGCCUUUCCUUACUCCUUGUAUUUUUACGGUACAAGCAAUAAAGACACUCAUUUCAGACCAGG
Molecule: messenger RNA, 3260 nt
Organism: Nannospalax galili (Upper Galilee mountains blind mole rat)
Lineage: Eukaryota; Metazoa; Chordata; Mammalia; Rodentia; Spalacidae
Gene: Akt2
Product: AKT serine/threonine kinase 2
Exons: 15
Coding region: 441-1886 (481 amino acids)
Biological process (GO): protein phosphorylation
Molecular function (GO): ATP binding; protein serine/threonine kinase activity
Source: RefSeq, a predicted model, not a curated record